Cuscuta campestris is the source of this 1183-nucleotide messenger RNA. NCBI's taxonomy places the organism in Eukaryota, Viridiplantae, Streptophyta, Magnoliopsida, Solanales, Convolvulaceae. The record is from the annotation of a GenBank genome assembly.
CAAAUGAGUAAAUCUUACGGAGUAUUUACUAAAUUUACUUCAAAUAUUUAUUUUAAAUAUAACAUAGUAGAUUUGCUGACAUGGGAGUGAGGCAAAUUAUUCUAUGAAAUUUAUUGAAGUGAAAUAAAUAUUUUCUUCUACUGAGAUAAAUAUGUUUUUUUUAUUUUUGAAAAACAAAUUAAUGUGAGAAGAUAAGAAAGUGACUUUACUAUAACACGAGAGAGUAAAAGGCUCGGCUUUGGGUUGGAGCCGGGGAAGUCCGUCGACGGCAACUGCGGCGGCAAUAUUAUAUGGAUCGGAAAGCAAAACAAACUCCGCAAGCCCAAACGGCUCGGAUUCUGGUAGAAUUUCUGGAAGUGGCCAUCAACUCCGUUAUCUUCCUCAAAGGGGUCUACCCGAUCGGGGCAUUUGAGAGGCUGCGCUACAUGAAUGUCGUGGUUCAUAGAUCUCGCCAUCCCGAUCUCAGACAUUAUAUUCACUCCUCUGUUAAUGGACUCCUCCCUUUUAUCCAAAAGGGGGAAGUGGAGAGAGUUGCAGUUAUUUUCUUUGAUGACAACAAUGUUCCAUUUGAGAGGUUUGUUUUCAAGAUAGAUGUGAACCAGUCUUAUGGCUCGAGUGUGGAAGAAGCUGACAUGGAGCUUUCACUUAGGUCUUUCUUGAUCAAGCUUCCCAAUUCGCAAUCUCUUACCCACAAUCUUCCUCCCGAUUGCAGGUGGGAAAUAACAGGCUACUUUCGGUCUCUCCCGGAGGGCAGCAAUGCAAGUGUAUGGGUUCCCACAGGCACCAAACAGUGGCAGCAACCUCCUGUGAUUAUGCCUAUCAAGUCAAUGAGGAGUGAACCCCUUGGGGUUCAGCUCUAUCUCGAACAUCCCAACCAACAACAACAAGAGCUACAACAACAAACUCAGUAAAAACCCACAAAAAAAUGUUGGUUUUGGAGAUCGUAUGUAUAUGCAGAUCUUACCCUUGCUCGGAAAUCAUCCAAUUUGCAGAAAAUUCAAUACUUUCAGUGUUGAGGCAUUUCUAGUGGGCAGUUGAUGCAAGAAGAUGUUGUCUGGGAAUGCUUUGAAGCUUAGAUUUUUAGAAGCUCAACGAAACAAGUUGUAUAAAAUCUAAAAAAAGUGUAAAGUUUAUCUCAAUGUAAAUUCUUUGAUGAACCAUUUAGAGGUUUAGAUCUUGUUUG